UGCAACCCGUUCAGCACCCGUAUCACGAGUGUGGUACUAGCGUUCUCAGAGCGGGUGAGGUGAAUGAUCUUCCUGGCUGGUGUCUGGUUUCUGUAACCUUGUACUAUUUAUCCUGAAGUCCGCGUUUCCGCACGUAUCAAAACACACACCAGUCGAGCGAAAGAUCUGUAUCGGUCUCAAUGCAAUGGCGUCGUGCGGCAAACAGGACACAAUCAUUGCAUGGUCUUGUUCCAAGCUCCUGCAUGGAUUCAGCAUGAUGACAUGGCGGCUUGUGAUGUUGAGCGUCCUCUGUCAGGCACUGGGACAGGACGACAAGGCCGCCCUCAUCAUUAUUGACGUUCAAGACUGUUUCCUGGAAAGCGGGACCCUGCCGGUCCCUGAAGGGAAAGAAGUCAUUCCAGUUAUCAACAGGAUACGUAGUGCAUAUGAGGACGCCUUUUCAAUGGUUGUCUUAUCUCAGGAUUGGCAUUGUUCAGACCAUGUUUCAUUUGCGUCCCAACACCCCGGCCACAGGCCUUUUGACGAAGUCACACUGCAGUACGACUCCAAAGGGCAUCUGUGUACCAGCUCCAGUGUCCCACCAUCCUUUCCCUAUGCACACGCCUGCAGCCAGGUUCGCUACAACAUCUCACAGAGCCUCUGGCCCGACCACUGCAUCAUGAAUGUAACGUCCGGACCGACGUCAUCUGCGAUCGACUCCAGGCUUACCAGGAAACCAAAUGAUGAGAUCAUAUUGAAGGGAAAUGACUGCGAGGUGGACUCCUACUCUGCAUUUAACUCCAAUGGUGGUCUGCGACACACGAGACUACAUCGACUGCUCCAGCGUAACAAUAUCAGCGUGGUGUACGUCGUGGGACUCGCUCUGGACUACUGUGUGUACUACACGUCACUGGACGCCCACAGCCUAGGCUACAAGACGUAUACAGUCGCUGAUGCUACCAGGGGCAUAGCAGUGAUUUCAACACAAGAAGCUGUUGCCGACCUUAAAACCAAAGGCGUCCAUGUGAUACAGUCAUCCUCUCUGGCUGGCCUACUGAGUGUGAGUGGGGCCCCAGCUGCGUCCAUGUGAUACAGUCGUCCUCUCUGGCUGGCCUACUGAGUGUGAGUGGCGCCCCAGCUGUACGUACACAACCUCACAUUGAAUAUCUACUGCUCCCGCUAUGUAUCAUUCAUGUAAUUCAAUCAUAAAACAGCAAUCCCGUUCA
This is a messenger RNA of Haliotis rubra (blacklip abalone), 1205 nucleotides long. Its product is annotated as nicotinamidase-like. The transcript has 7 exons. Lineage: Eukaryota; Metazoa; Mollusca; Gastropoda; Lepetellida; Haliotidae. The coding region runs from base 185 to 1069 and encodes 294 amino acids. The record is from RefSeq and is a predicted model, not a curated record.